UCUCCCUUUCCUCCCUUCUUCUCGGGCACUCAGAUCUUGAAAUGUUUCAUAUACGCCUUUCAGUCUUAUAUUUUGCUUAUGUUUUAUAAAAUAAAGUUCGAAAUUUAUGGAAAAAGUUAUGGAUAACCCAACGUCGGCCGGGGAUUCUUCGACGUCACGGACCGGUACGCGUAUUAUCUCGAGGGAGACGGCGACCAUGGGCUGCGGCUUUUCGAAUUUCACAACGUUUAUGGCCGAGAAGCAAGAUUUCGCGAGGCUUGCGAUGCCUCAAUAUCUACGCUUAGCUGUACUCGAUUCCAUUAGAAAACAAGACGUCAACGGCGGUGACCAGCAUUUCCAAAUGCCUCGCUCCGACGAUGAUCCCUAUUGUGAAACCCCUAUCGUCGUUUUUAUUAAUUCCAAGAGCGGCGGCCGCCAUGGCCCCGUCCUUAAAGAACGUCUCCAGAACUUAAUCAGCGAAGAACAGGUGUUUGACCUCCAUGAUGUGAAACCGCGUGAAUUUGUACGGUACGGACUGGCUUGCCUUGAGAAGUGGGCUGAAAGUGGAGACGCUUGUGCCAAAGAGACAAGGAUGAACAUCAGAGUUGUGGUUGCUGGUGGUGAUGGUACAGUUGGUUGGGUGCUUGGAUGUCUUGGAGAGCUUCAUCAAGAGGGUCGGUUGCCGGUUCCUCCCGUAGCUAUCAUUCCACUUGGUACUGGCAAUGACUUGUCUAGAAGUUUUGGUUGGGGAGGUUCAUUUCCUUUUUCCUGGAAAUCAGCUAUUAAAAGAACUUUGCAGAGAGCUACUACUGGUCCAGUUUGCCAUUUAGAUAGUUGGCAUACUGUGGUGCAAAUGCCUGGCGGAGAAGUUGUCGAUCCUCCUCAUUCUUUGAAGGCUACUGAAGAGUGUGAUGUUGAUCAGACUUUGAAGAUUGAAGGGCAUGUUCCAGACAAAGUCAACUACUAUCAAGGAGUAUUCUAUAAUUACUUUAGCGUAGGAAUGGAUGCACAAGUGGCUUACGGAUUCCAUAAUUUACGGAAUGACAAACCUUACCUUGCACAAGGUCCUAUUUCAAAUAAGAUUAUCUACUCCGGUUACAGUUGCAGUCAGGGUUGGUUUCUCACACCUUGCAUGAGUGAUCCAUCUUUAAGGGGACUCAAUAACAUUUUAAGUAUCCACAUUAAAAGGGCCAACUGCUCAGAGUGGGAGCCAAUUACAAUACCUGGAAGUGUGAGAGCCAUUGUUGCUCUAAAUCUUCAUAGUUAUGGAAGUGGACGAAACCCAUGGGGGAAUCUAAAGCCAGAGUAUUUGGAAAAAAGAGGCUUUGUUGAGGCCCAUGUUGAUGAUGGCCUUCUGGAAAUUUUUGGCUUAAAGCAAGGAUGGCAUGCAUCAUUUGUAAUGGUUGAACUCAUAUCUGCAAAACACAUCGCACAGGCGGCAUCGAUUCGACUGGAGUUAAGGGGAGGGGAAUGGAGAGAUGCAUUUUUGCAGAUGGAUGGGGAGCCAUGGAAACAGCCGAUGAGCAGGGAGUAUUCCACCAUAGUGGAAAUUAAGAGAGUGCCAUUUCAGUCAGUAAUGAUAAGUGGAGAAUGACAGUGGCUAUUGGCUAACCAUUAUCAUCAUCUUUGUAAAGCAUCAUCCUUCAUGGUUCUCACCUUGGGCUUGUAAGUUGUAAAUUGUAUGUGUUUCCCCAAACAAUGGCUUAGGAACCGGAUUUAUAAAUGAUCCAUUAUAUUCAUCAACUGGCUUUUAAAGCUUUGCAUGUAGCAGCAGUUAUUUAUCCAUAUAGUUAUGAAUUCGAGUGGAUUUAGGUUGACGCAUGAACUUGAAUCUGAGUAGAUUCAUGUUGAUCCUUUA
Molecule: messenger RNA, 1837 nt
Organism: Hibiscus syriacus
Lineage: Eukaryota; Viridiplantae; Streptophyta; Magnoliopsida; Malvales; Malvaceae
Product: diacylglycerol kinase 4-like
Exons: 12
Coding region: 107-1573 (488 amino acids)
Molecular function (GO): ATP-dependent diacylglycerol kinase activity
Source: RefSeq, a predicted model, not a curated record